AUGAGUCAAACGGCGAGAUCUUUGCCGCCCACUCUCAUCUCGAGCACAUCUACAGGAUCAUCAACUUCAAACAAUCAGCCAAAAGCAUCGGGAUUUUUGAAUCAUCAACAACAUUUUCAUGGCAACAACAACUACCACUCGAAUAUCAACAACUCAGGAUCAAACCUGUUGCUUGAUAGAGACCGAAUCAUGUUGGAGCACUAUCCCACCAAACCUCAACAUUAUCAAAAGGGCCUCUUAGUUCGCACUCCAGCAGCUGUGGCUCAUUUUCCGAAACAACGACCGCAGUCUUCUGACCUAUUAUCUGGAAGGCUGUCUCCAUACAUGUUGCAUAAAAAGAAUCAUCAUGGAAGAGCAAAUGAGGAGAGAUCGAUAUCACCAUCCCCCGCAGUUCUUAGAGAGCAAUUAAACAAGUAUAAGGAAAAUACCUCUCCCAUUAUCCGAAAACAAUUUGAAAAUAUGAAACAUAGAUCGGUAAUUGGGGACAUUGAAACCUCUUUCCGAGAUGAUGAUUUGACUGAAAGCUCAUUUAGGACCGGUAAUUCAAGUUUUUAUGAAGACAAGAAAGGAUUACCCAUUUUACGAACUAAUAUUCAUAGAAGACAAAAAGGCUCUAUUUCCCCUACUUCUGGGAGAGAGAAGGGCUUUGGAUCGUUCGAUGAUGAGUUUGAGCAAGACUUUGGAAUAAUUGAGACUCCUCGAUUACAUAACCAUCACAACAAACAAAAGAUCUCUAUGAACGGAAACAGCGCCGACUUAGACGACAAAGCUUCUGUAAAAAUUCUCAUUGUAAAUGAUAAUUCAAGAUAUGCAACGAAAUAUCAACCAAAAUCACACAUGUUGCAAGAAAUAUUGGACCAGGCAGAUAUUGACAUUCCUAUGUCCGACAAGAUCACGAAAUCUGAAUAUGAAAGGCUGGAAAAAAGAGUCAACGAAGAACUUGCUCACUUAGCAUCAGGAAUGCUACCUGGACAAUUUAAAAAGUUGAAAAAAAAAAGAAUGAAUGACUUGCUUAAAGCACGACAGCUGAAAGCUGAAAGGAUGAUGCAAGGUCUUGGACGGAUUGAUAAAUUAUUGCAAGAAUAUGAAGGAGCACAAAACAUGAACAACGAAGUUGAAUUUUUGAGCGUUGACGAGAUUUCAGAUUUGGUGUUCAAAGAACAAGUUGAUCGACUUGGAGUUAUAAAUCAAAGCAGAGAUAGAAUUGCUGAUAUUACAAAAGAUUUAGACCAACGACAAAAUAACAGAACAAAUAUUCUGAAAGGUGUCAUGGCCUGGAUAAAGUCUUACGAUGAAGAAGCAGAAAAUCUUACCGAGAAUAAGGAAGAGGUGAUGGAUAUUGAAGAAAUGCUUGAUGUGAAAAACGAAAAUGUUCUGGAGCCACUGGUAGACGUACAAGAGAGCAUUGUCACAACUCUGGAUAGGCUUAAAACCAUCUUUGAGGAAUACAAGAAUAUGAAAUUCAGCCUAUUAGACUUCAACGCUGAAACUUUUAAAGAUGAAGAGAAACGAAAACAAUUUUUGAAAAAGAUAACGGCAAAGUUUAAGAAAAUAGAGACAGACAUUGGUGCUUCUAUUUCAGAGCUUGAUGAUGCUCAUUCUUCUGUGAACACCUUGAAAUCGAGAGUUCAAGAUAAAGAAAAACUGAUAGAGAAUUUAAUGGACAGAGAUAAACGACAUUCAGACUUUCAUGACAAGUUAAAGGAAAGGUAUUACGAGCAGCAAAAUUUAUUGAAAGCAAUAAUUGGUCGGCUUAAAUCGCCCGAUAUUUGUAAGCUUAUUGAUUUGAAGUAUAUCCUCACUGGUAGAAGCGAUGGAGAGUUCGAUUUAGAAGACUUUGAAAAGAAUGUGACCAUGACACUCCCAGAAGACACAUACCUGGAUGGAUAUGAUUUAUCGAGUAUUCCAACUAAUAUAUCAAAACCCUCCCCCCAUUCAGAGUUUGAACAAAGCGCGGCAUCAAGUAAGAAAACCAAGAAAAAGCAACAGGAAUAUCAGAAUGAAUCAGAAGAGGAUGAACCUCGCAGAACCAAACCAAAAAUGAAAACGAAAAACUCUUUAGACAAACCCUCAGAUGACGAAGAGUCAGAAACGUCCUCUUUAGCUUUUGACGACAUUGAGAACUUGUCAGACGAAGAAUUUCACGAUCCUGAACAUAAACGCACAGAUAUUAGCCCCGUAUGGAUUAUGGACAAUUUUUACAAUUAUGAGGUCGACAAAUCUGAGUUAGGCUUUUUUCCAACGACCAUUGAUUUGGAAAAAUUUACUCCAACAGAGUUGAGACUUUACCUGACAGCAGAAACUUUAUUUAAAACUGUGAAAAGGCUGGAGAAUGACAGAAUGAAAAAUCAGGACUUUGAUGCGUAUGAGUUACAGAAAUUGGUGGACAUGGAAGAGCAGCAUUUCGUUAAAAUAGAAGAGCAGAAUCAACAACUAAGCAUGUCUAACGACGUUAUUCAAAAGAUGACAGAAGAAAUUAAAAAAUUGAGAAACAUGCUAGUUGACAAAGGUGUUAACUCAGAAGAAUUGGAGAAUAAGGAAUUGGGAAAAACGCUUAACGACUUUCAAGCAAUAACCAAAGCAUCUCAAGAAAAACAUGUUGAUGAGAAUCCAAGAAGAAUACAAGCUGGUAGAAAGCCAACCUCUGAAACAGACAGACGACAUGAAUUACUGGAGCAAAGAAAUAUGGACAAUGAGAGAAGAAAAUGGCUGAUGGAAAAAGAAAAGGCUGAGGCAGAAAUAUUAAAACUGAACACAGAGCUCAAACGUCUGAGGCUUGCUAAAUCCAAAUUCACAAAAGGAGAUGCUUCUUCAGGUGCUGAUGGUGGUGAGGAGACAACGGGAGCGAAGGAGGAAGACGGAAAUGAUCACUUUGACGUAUCCUCCAUCUCUCUAUACAAGGGUUACACAGAAGAGUUUAAACCAACGAGCGAAAUUUUGCGUGAAAUUGAGGAAGUUAAUGAUGUGGACGAGCUCAAAUAUAUUAUUAAUAUCAUUUUGGUGGAGGCUGAUAAGCUGAUUGAAUAUGUAUACUUUUCACACAAACGAUUGAGAAAGUUUUUAACAUUCUUAAAUUAUUUUACAAACCAAAAGGGCCCCAAUAAUGCCAAAUAUUCUGAAGAAGAGUUUAUGAAUGAUUGGAUUGGCUUAAAUAAGAAAAUAGAUAAGGAACUAAAAGCUAAAAAGAAGACUAAUGGUGGUGCAGAAUCACAAACAGAAUCUCCAAGAGGUAGCCCAAUUUCUCCAAAACGAAAGAACGGAGGCAUUUCAUACAGAGAGGCCGUUCGAGAGCAAUUGAAUUUUCUGAUUGAAGAGGCGGAUGAUGAAACCAAGACGAAGAGAAAUCCAAGUCGAUUAACUCGAUCAAUGGUAGCUCUCAUGAUGAAACUUUAUAACACCAUGAAGCAAAUUAGAUAUAAGGCCAAGAUUAAAACUAAUGAGAUACAAGAAGUUCCUACCUACAGUGUACAAAAGAAAGAAAAAACAUACAAACCACAAGCUCCAUCAGUACCAAAACCACCUAAAGAAACGCCUAAAGCUCACCUUAACAAAAGUUGCCACCAUGACCCGAAUGCUAAAGCAUCAAGAGGAAGCCAAGAAGAAAUGGGAGGAGAAAAAGAUGCGAAUAUUGCAAGAGGAGUUAGCGAAGGGCCAAAUGUUUUACAAUGUCAAAACAGGGACGAGUAUACCAUCUGCUCCUGA
Naegleria fowleri is the source of this 3702-nucleotide messenger RNA. RefSeq lists its product as uncharacterized. Bases 1 to 3702 code for a protein of 1233 amino acids. Lineage: Eukaryota; Heterolobosea; Eutetramitea; Acrasida; Naegleriidae. The record is from RefSeq and is a predicted model, not a curated record. The transcript has a single exon.